Pseudophryne corroboree (corroboree frog) is the source of this 3581-nucleotide messenger RNA. RefSeq names its product zinc finger protein ZFP2-like. The record is from RefSeq and is a predicted model, not a curated record. The transcript is spliced from 4 exons. Bases 44 to 2170 code for a protein of 708 amino acids. Lineage: Eukaryota; Metazoa; Chordata; Amphibia; Anura; Myobatrachidae.
GGGUGAGUAUAUAGAGGAACACAGGGGUCUGUACAAGGACGUGAUGAUGGAGAAUCACCGGCCCCUCACAUCACUGGAUGGGCCCAGUAACAGAGAUACCCCAGAGAGAUGUCCCCGUCCUCUGUAUUCCCUGGACUGUACAGAGGAGAAUCACAGGAUCCCACAGGAGGAUCAGGAAGAACGUCUGUCUGAUAUAAAGGCAGAAGAUAUAGAGGGAGAAGAAGAGACGUAUGUGACUGAUAUAAAGGCAGAAGAUUUAGAGGGAGAAGAAGAGACGUAUGUGACUAAUAUAAAGGCAGAAGAUAUAGAGGGAGAAGAAGAGACGUAUGUGACUGAUAUAAAGGCAGAAGAUUUAGAGGGAGAAGAAGAGACGUAUGUGACUAAUAUAAAGGCAGAAGAUAUAGAGGGAGAAGAAGAGACGUAUGUGACUGAUAUGAAGGCAGAAGAUAUAGAGGGAGAAGAAGAGACGUAUGUGACUGAUAUAAAGGCAGAAGAUACAGAAGGAGAAGAAGAGACGUAUGUGACUGAUAUAAAGGCAGAAGAUACAGAAGGAGAAGAAGAGAUGUAUGUGACUGAUAUAAAGGCAGAAGAUAUAGAGGGAGAAGAAAAGACGUAUGUGACUGAUAGAAAGGCAGAAGAUAUAGAGGGAGAAGAAGAGACAUAUGUGACUGAUAUGAAAGGAGAAGAGACGAAUGUGACUGAUAUAAAGACAGAAAAUAUAGAGGGAGAAGAAGAGACGUAUGUGACUGAUAUAAAGACAGAAGAUAUAGAGGAAGAAGACGAGACGUAUGUGAGGGGUGAUCAGCAGUGUAAGAAGGAGGAGAUCCCUACAGAUAUCAGCACAGCAGAUGGACACACAAGCUGGAAUAUCUCAGAAGGACAUCUAAUGUUAUCCUUGGAUUGUGACAUUAAAGAUAAUGACAGUAGACAGGAUUCUCCAGGAGCUAACCCCAUUACCCUAAUUAUACAUCCAGCUCUAUCAGCUGGUCCCCCUGAUCCUGCAAAAUAUUCUCCUGAUCACUCUGAUAUUGGUGCAUCUGUUACAGCUCUGAGAGUAGAUACAUUGUUUCCAUGUUCUAUAGAUGCCAAAUGUUUUACACAGAACACAAAGCCUAUUAACCCACACACAGGUAAGGCAGGUGAAAGGCCACUGAUAUGUCCGGAGUGUGAGAAAUGUUUUACAUACAAAUCAGAUCUUGUUAUACAUCAGAAAAGUCACACAGGUGAGAAGGCAUUUCCGUGUUCUGAGUGUGGGAAAUGUUUUGCACGGAAAUCACGUCUUGUUAGACAUCAGAGAAGUCACACAGGUGAGAAGCCAUUUCCAUGUUCUGAGUGUGGGAAAUGUUUUACACAGAAAUCAGAUCUUGUUAAACAUCAGAGAAGUCACACAGGUGAGAAGCCAUUUCCAUGUUCUGAGUGUGGGAAAUGUUUUACACGGAAAUCAGAUCUUAUUAUACAUCACAGAACUCACACAGGUGAGAGGCCAUUUCCAUGUUCUGAGUGUGGGAAAUGUUUUGCACAGAAAUCAGAUCUUGUUAAACAUCAGAGAAGUCACACAGGUGAGAAGCCAUUUCCAUGUUCUGAGUGUGGGAUAUGUUUUGCACACAUAUCAAAUCUUGUUAUACAUGAGAGAAGUCACACCCGUGAGAAGCCAUUUUCUUGCUCUGAGUGCAGGAAAAGUUUUACCUGGAAAUCCCUACUUGUUAUACAUCAGAGAAGUCACACAGGUGAGAAGCCUUUUCCAUGUUCUGAGUGUGGGAAAUGUUUUGCACUGAAAUCAGAUCUUGUUAAGCAUCAGAGAAGUCACACAGGUGAGAGGCCAUUUCCAUGUUCUGAGUGUGGGAAAUGUUUUGCACACAAAUCAGAUCUUGUUAGACAUAACAGAAGUCACACAGGUGAGAAGCCAUUUCCAUGUUCUGAGUGUGGGAAAUGUUUUACACAGAAAUCACAACUUGUUAUACAUCAGAGAAGUCACACAGGUGAGAAGCCUUUUCCAUGUUCUGAGUGUGGGAAAUGUUUUGCACACAAAACCGUUCUUGUUAGACAUAACAGAAGUCACACAGGUGAGAAGCCAUUUCCAUGUUCUGAGUGUGGGAAAUGUUUUACACGAAAAUCAGUUCUUGUUAUACAUCAGAGAAGUCACACAGGUGAGGCCAUUUAUAUACUCUGAGAAAUAAAUCAGCUCUUGUUGCACACAAUAGACAUCACUCAGUUGAGGAACCAUUUUAAUCUUCUGGAGUAUACUCAUCAUUGCCUUGCGUUGUUCUUCAAGGUUCUUAUCCUAUCUCCUAUGCUUUUUGCAAUAUACAUGCUACCACUGGGUAUAAUAAUCAGAUGUCAUGUCCUCAUCUACCACUGCUAUGCAGAUGACCUGUCUUUUGCUCCGGGUACUGAGAACCCAGUACCAAUCCUAAAUGGUUGUCUAGCUGAGCUCCAGGUGUGGGUGAUGCCAGUUGGCUGUGACUCAGUCCUGGUGAAACAGGUCCUUUUGAUAGAAGCUCACCAACAAAGUACAGGGCUACAGCUCAGCUUUGCCUACCAACCAGAAUUACGCUUGGGGGUUCAGAGUUACAAAAUGCUGAUCAUGGGGGUGAUUCCGAGUUGUUAGCUCGCUAGCUGAUUGUAGCAGCAUUGCACACGCUAGGCCGCUGCCCUCUGGGAGUGUAUCUUUGCUUAGCAGAAUUAUGAACGAAAGAUUAGAAUAGCGAAUAGAAAAUUCUUAGCAGUUUCUGAGUAGCUCAAGACUUACUCCUACACUAAGAUCAGCUGAGGCCAUUUCGUUCCUGGUUUGACGUCACAAACAUGCCCUGCGUUCGGCCAGGCACUCCCCUGUUUCUCCAGACACACCCGCUUUUUAUCCUGGCACGCCUGCGUUUUUCUGCACACUUCCAGGAAACGGUCCGUUUUUGGCCAGAAACACCCACUUCCUGUCACUCACACUCCGAUCACUUCAACGCUGAAAAUUCUUCGUUCUGCCGUGAGUAAAUCUACAAAGUUUUGAACUAAAAUACUUGUCACACUGCUCAUUUUCGCAUUAAUUGCUCCGUUGCUAAAAUCGGCAACAAGCGAACAACUCGGACUGACCCCCCAUAUGCGGAAUCUUGGUGUCCUGGAUGGUGGAGUGACACUUAGACAUCAGGUAUCAGCCACAAUCAGAUCCUCAUCUGAGGAACAGAGCCAGACUCCAGCACUUUAUUCCCUCAGAAGAUCUACCUACAGUCAUACAUGCACUUUUAUCAUCACACUUAGACUACUGCAAUGUCCUCUACCUGGGUCUCCCAGCAAAAGAAUUGCAUCGGUUGUAGCUUGUACAGAAUGCAGCAGUCAGGCUGUUACCUAAUCAGCCCGUUCCUGCCACAUAAUACCCAUUCUCUGCUCCCUUCACCGGCUGCCUGUAAGAUUGUGACUCUAUUACAUAAUCUUACUGACUCUCCCAGCCCUACAUGACCAGGGUCCAUGGUACCAGAUGCAGCUUCUGCCUCCUUACUGUCCUACUUGCUUCCAUCUGCAGAUGGACUGUUACCAGCUGUACCAAGAAACUCCAAGCAGUGCUGAGAUGUCAGGGGGGGGGGGGACAGGGU